CGUAACCGCUGUCAGUCCGCAACUUGGCACGGCGGCAGCGCGUUUAUUCGUACGAAUAUUAUCGGUGUCGUAUAAGCGCGAGUUUCAACUCCGACCCCUUUUUCCUCUUGUUUCUUUAGCUUUUUAUUUUUCUUUCCUUUUUUUUUUCUUUUCUUUCCUUUUAUUUUCUCUUCUUUUGUUUUAUUUCUUUCUUUCCUUUUUUUAAAUUUUCGUUUCGUUUCAUUCAAUUUGAUUUACCCUAGUCUAUUGUUUGAUACGAUUUCGUAAAGUCACGAGGAGAGAAAGGAGGAGUCAAACGAAAACAUCGUGUCUCCGUAGCCGAUUUAUAAAAUCGUGACGAUUCGUCGUCGGCCCACCGUGCCUGACAACUUGUCUUCGUUCGUUCAUCGAGCAGUUCGUGCAAAUCCGAGAAAAACUUGGCACAAGACGAAGGUUCAUGAAGGGACAAAAAUUCGUCGAAGAAUUUCUCAAUCAACAGUGACGCGAGAGAGAAGAAGAGAGUGUGUGUUCGAUUGUUCAGAAAGAGACGAUUACGUGAGAUAACUGCUGUCUUCGGCCGAUCGUCCGGAACUCGUGGAUCUGGUCGUGAAAAUCUACGCCCUUGAUUCUGACCUCAGGAAGAUAUCUUACAAAGGUUCUCUUGGCAAAGAGCAAGAAAAAUGUCGAUUGUAAUGCAGUACGUAGACCGGCUACACGAGAUACUCGACAAAAAUGCAGAUCAGAGAACAACGGACUGGUUCAUGAUGAGUUCACCAUUCCCCACUCUGUUUAUCUGCCUGAGCUAUGUAUACGGAGUAAAAGUUUUGGGUCCAAAGCUAAUGGAGAAUAGGAAGCCCUUUCAGUUGAAGAACGCCCUGAUAAUUUAUAAUCUAUUUCAAAUGGUGUUCUCAGCGUGGCUCUUCUACGAGAGUCUGAUGGGCGGAUGGUGGGACCAAUAUAGUUUCCGUUGCCAGCCUGUGGACUAUAGCAACAAUCCAACCGCGGUGAGGAUAGGAAUGUCCGGAUGGCUGACUGGCGACUAUUCUCUAAGGUGCCAACCCGUAGACUACAGUGAUCGACCCCAAGUACUAAGGAUGGUGCACGCUUGCUGGUGGUAUUACUUCUCCAAAUUUACAGAAUUCAUGGACACGAUCUUCUUCGUACUGAGGAAGAAGAACGAUCACGUGUCGACAUUGCACGUUAUUCACCAUGGUUGCAUGCCAAUGUCAGUGUGGUUUGGCGUUAAAUUUACACCUGGCGGUCAUUCUACUUUCUUCGGACUCUUGAACACGUUCGUUCACAUCGUAAUGUAUACAUACUACUUGUUAGCUGCGAUGGGUCCGAGAUUGCAACCGUAUCUCUGGUGGAAGAAAUACUUGACCGUCUUCCAAAUGAUUCAGUUCAUCGCGGUUAUGAUCCACGCGUUCCAACUGCUCUUCAUCGACUGCAAUUACCCGAAGGCGUUCGUUUGGUGGAUCGGUCUGCACGCGACUAUGUUCUUCUUCCUAUUCAACGAAUUCUACCAGCAAAGUUACCAACAGAGGAGGAAGCCAGUCGUAAACGGCAUGAAAAAGGAUCAUCAGCAGAACCAUCAAGCCAAUGGCGUGACGAACGGUACGAACAGUAAUUCGUCUGGAAGAAGGGAUGCGGCCGAUUAUUACGUGAAAGGCGACAGCCUAGCCGCGUCAGAAUUCAAUCUUAGGAAAUCAUACACGACGACCGAGUGACCCGAUCGCGCUACGUCGUAGCCGUCAUCAAUUCAUCUCGUCUUUUUCCAUCGAUUCCUCGAGUCGCAUCCGGGCUUCGCUCUAUCACCCUUCCAGUCCAAUGAUCCUUUGAGACCAAUGGAGAAAACAUUGAGUACAAAAUUACUCUGUAUUGCGAUUGCGUUGUAGCGUAUAUUUGUGAAAGGAGAUAGAAGGUGAGAGGAAAAGAGUGUGAUACGAAGCAACGUACAAAGGUACUCCCGGAUGUGUUGCGACUCAAUGUCACGGAUCCCUGACCUCGCGACUCAGGUAUUCGUGAUCCUUCUUCGGUUCGCUGUACAUACACCUGCCACGACCGACAAGGUAACUCGUCAUUGAAUCCACCCACCCCCCUCCCUCGCCCCACCCCCUGCAAAGGAGUAUACGCGGGAAGCAAACGAACGAAGAAGCCGCAUCGCCGUUCAUGUAAUCGUAUCUCACGUAAAAAACUAUUUGCAUCGAUGUCUCGAUGAGAUCACGAAUAUAAAAAUAUGUAGAAAAAGUUAAGUUAAAAAGUUACAAAAAAGUAAUUUUCAUCGCCAUCGCAUUACCAAUCAUGGUAAUUCAUAGCGGUAUUACGAUACGCAACGGUAAUUGUAGAAUAAUUGUUUUUAUAGAUCAUAGUGAAAUUGCAGUGUUUUCGCAACACGUCCUCGAACCCCUAGGUAAAAAAGGCCUCUCACCACUUUAAAUCGGCUGAAAUAAUCCGAUUUAAUUUUCCCAUCCUUUCGUGAAAAUGAACAUUGUUAAACAUCAUUUUUUGAUUUACAUACUUUUCAAAUACGUCAGGACGAUAGCUACUUACGAAAUGUUUUUACUGUCAUCGGUUUGUGCGUGGUUCUAAGAUUAUAUAAAAGCAAGAAAUUAUAUAAGAGAGUUAACGGUGAGUCUUGGAUUAAAUUACGUAACAAUGCCACCGACCGUUGUUUUAUUACAUAAUUCGGGAAGAUCUCUUUUGCAUUUUACUAAGAUCACGCGGGUGUUAGAAAAUUCUUACUUCAUUAUUCCAGAAUUUGUGAUCUUAAUUAGGCCGAUCUAUAGUACACAAUCUACGCACUUUCAUACCAAGUUUCACGAUUACAUAAACGGUACGAAACCUGGGCUUAAAUUCAUGUCCGUAUACAAGGUGAGUCAACUAACGUUAACCAAAAAUUUCUCUGUUAAUUUUAAUGAUACAAAAAAUGAUUAAGGAAGAAAAUAUAUCGAUAUAUAACGAAGAAACAUAUAUCGAAAAUAUAUCGUGACGCAAAAAAUUUCUUUCUCAAGAUCAUAACCCAAUAUUUUUUAUGUAAAACGUUUUCUCGUAUUAAUAAAACUAAAAGACAAAUUUUUCGCUUGUGACGUUAAAUGACUCAUUCUAUAAAGAAUUGUAUAUCAGAAAUAGCAAGUUUCCCAAUGAUACUGAUUUUAAACAUAUUUUAAAUAUUUCUAAUUCUGUGAAUAUUUUAUUUUCACAACUCAGGCAUAUCCGUUAUAAAUCGAUGUAUAAAAAUUACUUUCGAUCGAACAUGUAUCAUCGAUACCGGCGUAUACAUAUAUUCGAUUUCGAGAGAUACUUCAUCUACGUGGCAGCCGUAGGUACAGUGUAACAUAUUCAGCAUUGUACAUAAAAUACAUCAUCUAUUCAAUAUGUUCGACUCAAAAGCCAUUCAGCUGAAAUUAAAAGGAGAAAACGGAAAAAAUGUAAGGUAAAGGAAAUAUGUGCGAAGCAAUAAAUCAAGACAGUGUACAAAACUAAUCAUUUAAGCUAUAAGAAUGACUACUAAUCGAUGAUGAGAAUGAUUUAAUGGUUUAAUCGACAAUGAAUAACCAAUUUUGUAUAUUUAAGAUUUUUCACUGAUUGGCUUUUAUGCCGACUAUAUUAUAGGCAUCGCGAAGUCGCGCAAAGCUAAGGAAACUCACGUUUUCGAUUACCGAACAUUCAAUCCUUGAAGGGAUAAGAGAGCAACGUCAUCCGUGCCUUGCGAGCAAACUGAUGUGCCUUAAUAUCUGGAAUGUUCUGAUAAUUACGCGCAAUGGUCAUUCAAAGCUCAAUAUAAACAGCGUGGUGAUCUAUCGGCGAAAAUUCAUUAACGAAAAGCAAGAGAUCGCGUUUCAUUUUGUAACACGAUCACUGGCGUCAAAGCUGUGAUUACCAAAAUAUUUCGUCGUGUCACUUGUGAUCUAGACAUUAAGGUUUCAACUCAGAACGCGUCGUCAAACGAGCCGAAUUAAUCAAGAGGUUUUUUAUCGUUUUUUUUGUACGUAUAUCAUGAAAUUAUAUAGGGUUAAAUUGUUGAUCAAAUUUUCCAACAUCACAGUUGUUGAAAUUAUUGUUAGAACUAAGAAUAUCUAGAAACGUUUAUAUUUUCUAGCGCAAACAUCAAGUUCCCGAAUUCCGUACAAAUUUAUUCUAAUACAAUACUUCUAUUUUUCUAAGCGAAUGCUUGUAAUCCAACAGAUUUGUGACGAUGAUCAUUCGUAUAUCCCAUAAAUUAAUGUUUUCUAACUAUGAAAUUUUGUGUGCCUCUCGUACUUGCACGAUGCAACAUUCUUAUCGAUACUUGCUCAUACUUUCUAAAAGAGAAUCACAAAUGUUUGUAUGCCUGAGAAAUUCUUUGUACAUCUAUCCAUAAAAUUACAGCGACUAAGAUACGAUUUCCGAAUUUUGUACCACAGAUAUAAUCAGAUAGUAUGAUGAUACGAUUGGUUUGCACAAAAUGUCCACUUUGUGUUUCGUUCGCUUUGCACAUUUCGUACACUCUGUACAUAGAUAGGAUAGUUUUGUACUGUCGUAAGGAAAGGAAACAAAACUUUUGAAUAACACUUAUUGUGCCACGCGAGAAAGGUCGAAAGUUAAAGAAAACGGCGAAGGAAAAGAAAAGUAAAAGUAGGUAACAUAAAUUAACGUGCGCAUAAUGAUAAUUUAUAUACGAAUCUAUAUCUAGAUAUUACGAAUAAAAAGUUGUUUAAAAAAACGUAUGAAAAAGAA
Messenger RNA from Bombus pyrosoma, 4695 nucleotides. RefSeq names its product elongation of very long chain fatty acids protein AAEL008004-like. Gene Ontology annotation, biological process: fatty acid elongation, monounsaturated fatty acid; sphingolipid biosynthetic process; very long-chain fatty acid biosynthetic process. Gene Ontology annotation, molecular function: fatty acid elongase activity. Bases 660 to 1706 code for a protein of 348 amino acids. The record is from RefSeq and is a predicted model, not a curated record. NCBI's taxonomy places the organism in Eukaryota, Metazoa, Arthropoda, Insecta, Hymenoptera, Apidae. Gene Ontology annotation, cellular component: endoplasmic reticulum membrane. The transcript is spliced from 8 exons.